AUGUGUCGUCUGCCAGUGGCUUCACUCUUCAUUUGCUUCUGGUUGGUGGAGAGAAGCCACUGUAACGGCAGCCUUCAGGACAACAUGAGAGAGUUGCACAGCAGGUUUGCCGUCAGCCUCUACCAGACGCUCACAGAGACGGAGAACAACUCCAACCUAAUCAUGUCACCGGCGAGCGUCUCCUUGUCUCUGGCGCUGCUGCAGCUCGGUGCCAGAGGCAACACGCUGGCUCAGCUGGAGGGAACUCUGGGAUACAAUGUGAAUGAUGCCCAGGUACAAGACUUCCUGCUGCACUCCCAGGGCGACAUGAGCAACACCAGCCAGGGAAUGUGGCUGCAGCAGACCUGCACGUUAUUCAUCCAGAGUGGUGUCCAGCUCCUGUCUGAGUUCACACAGAAUGCAGCAGCCUGGGCCAAUACCAGCGUGGUCCGAGCCAACUUCAGCCAGCCCAAUCACUCCCGCAGCCAACCAGAGCAAGCAGGACACAACCACGAUGAGUCAUGGCCCCUCCAGUCAGGAAGCAGCAGCGGUGAGCUCUCUGGCUCAGGCGAGGCCCAGGCAGAGGCCCUGUGGUGGGGAAACCGGCUGCAGGUGGCCCUGGUCAACACGGUGGCCUUCAGGGGCGUCUGGCAGAAACAGUUUCUGUUCACCAACACACAGAACCUGCCCUUCAUCCUCUCUGAUGGGAGUCCUAUCAAGGUGCCCAUGAUGUAUCAGGCUGCAGAGGUCAGCUUUGGUCAGUUCAGGACAGGAUCCGACCAACGCUACACUGUGCUGGAGCUGCCGUUCCUGGGCCGCUCCCUGAGCCUGCAGGUGGUUCUGCCCAGCGAGAGGAAGACUCCGCUGUCCUCCCUCGAGUCCCAGCUCACUGCACGCCAUCUGGCAUCCUGGGAUACUGGCCUGCGCAGAACCAAAAUGGACAUUUUCCUACCCAGAUUCAGGAUGCAGAACAAGUUCAACCUGAGGUCAGUGCUCCCUGCUAUGGGCAUCAGUGACGCCUUCAACCCGACAGCAGCUGACUUCACUGGGAUUUCAGUGGAGGAGGGUCUUUAUGUGUCUGAUGCCUUCCAUGAAGUAAGAAUAGAAGUCACAGAGGAUGGGACAAAAGCAGCUGCUGCUACUGCUAUGGUGCUACUCAAAAGAUCCCGUGCUCCUGUCUUCAAGGCGGAUCGGCCGUUCUUAUUUUUACUUCGACAGGUUAACACAGGAUCCAUCUUGUUUAUGGGCCGAGUGAUGAAUCCAGCAGACCAAGCUCCCUAA
Stegastes partitus (bicolor damselfish) is the source of this 1260-nucleotide messenger RNA. RefSeq names its product serpin peptidase inhibitor, clade E (nexin, plasminogen activator inhibitor type 1), member 3 (gene serpine3). The record is from RefSeq and is a predicted model, not a curated record. Gene Ontology annotation, molecular function: serine-type endopeptidase inhibitor activity. Lineage: Eukaryota; Metazoa; Chordata; Actinopteri; Pomacentridae. The transcript has 8 exons. Bases 1 to 1260 code for a protein of 419 amino acids. Gene Ontology annotation, biological process: negative regulation of endopeptidase activity.